Messenger RNA from Stegostoma tigrinum, 5902 nucleotides. It is a transcript of the gene rai14, whose product is annotated as retinoic acid induced 14. The transcript has 20 exons. The record is from RefSeq and is a predicted model, not a curated record. The coding region runs from base 297 to 3521 and encodes 1074 amino acids. Lineage: Eukaryota; Metazoa; Chordata; Chondrichthyes; Orectolobiformes; Stegostomatidae. Gene Ontology annotation, molecular function: actin binding.
UUGGACUGUGUGAUUCAACGGCUUCGGAAAGCUUUUUGAGAGACUGAGUUCAUUUGGCUGCGAUUCUUGCAAGAAACUACUUUUUACCAAUUCAUCUGUUAACGCCUCGCUGUGUGUUUGUUAAACUUAAACCCUUUUCAGAUAUUUUUGAUUGACUGCAAAAUAAUGUGACGUAAAGCUUUGGCAAUUUCUGAUCUCACUCGGUGCGUGAACGAGUCAGUGCGCGCCGAGCAUCGGCAAACUCCAGGCAGCCGACUCUGUUGAAGUUUGGCACUCAGCAGGAACGUUGGGUGAAAAUGAAAAGCUUAAAAGCCAAAUUCAGAAAAAGUGAUGCACAUGAAUGGAGCAAGAAUGAUGACCGACUACUGCAAGCUGUGGAGCAUGGAGACACAGAGAAAGUGGCAGCCCUUUUGGGCAAGAAAGGGAUCAGUCCCACAAAACUGGACAGUGAGGGCAAGUCUGCUUUUCACUUGGCUGCCUCAAAGGGACAGGUGGAAUGCUUGGGAGCGAUGCUUUCUCAUGGUGUUGAUCUAACCAUACCUGAUGGCUCAGGUUACAAUGCUUUGCAUCUUGCUUCAAAAAAUAGUCACCAAGAAUGUGUGAGAAAGAUUCUUCAGGCAAGCUUGUUGGAUGAGUCUCGAAGAAAAGAAGACCAGCGAAGAUGGAGACAGGGCUUAGCAUCUGUGAUUUUAAGCAGAAAAUCUUGCAAAUGUCCUGUAGAAUGUGUUGACAGCAAUGGGAAGACAGCCUUGCACCAUGCAGCUGGAAGUGGUACUAUCUCCAUUGUUCAACUGCUGUGUGAACACAAGUGCCCUAUUAAUGUCAAGGACACAGAAGGUUUUACACCAUUGAUCCAGGCCGCACAGAACAACCAUGCUGAGGUGUGUCAUUACCUGAUCGACCAAGGGGCCGACAUUGAUGCAAGAGACAAGAACGGCAGGACUGCUGUAAUGUUGGCCUGUGAGCAUGGAAGUGGAAAUACUGUUGAAAUGUUAGUCAAGAAGGGUGCUAACCUGAAGUUAGUAGACGCACUGGGUCAUGAUGCACUUCAUUACUACAAGCUCUCAGGAAACGCCGAUAUCUUAAAUUUUCUUCAGACUACACUUAAAGUUUCUGAGGAUACUGAUAUGAAAUCAGCGCAGACAUCAAAACAGCUGGAUCCUGCCAUUAAAAUCUUUGCAGAUAGAAGUGGAACUCCCAAAAAGCGAAAAGCACCACCUCCACCUCCACUAAGCAGUACUAUGCAGGGUCCCCAAUCCAGUGAAUUGCCAUUUCCAGAGUCACGUAGCCCUCGUUUAUCAGGAUGUGAGUCAUCAAAAGCAGAAGUAACAUCAGUUAAGGAAAGAGAGAACAAUGAAGAAGUGAGAAAACUUCAAGCAGAGAAGGCAAAUUUGCUGGAGGUGAUACAAAACCUAAAUCAGCAACUGCGAGACAAAAACCUCCAGGAGGCGCAACAAAAUGUCCUCAAAAAGCAUGACUGUAGAAAUAGUGAAGAAGUGACAUUUGAUACAAUAGGUAGUGGAAGUAAAAAAACUGAAACCUCGUUUGUUGAAGAACCAGACCAAAUAAUGGCAUUGCAAUCCCAAAUUGCGUCUCUUGAGGUGCAAAAUAAAGAGUUGUGGGGUAUAUUGCAGGGCAAGCAUUCACAGGACAGUGUAACGAGCUCAUCGCCACAGGAUAAGCAAUCAAGCCAAAAUCUAGAAACAUCAUUUGAUUUAAAUUUUAAUUCAGAAGAUUCCCAAAGUACUCUUAAAGCUGAUUAUAUCCAGUUAAAGGAACUGUAUAAGAAUGCAGAAGCAGAAAUUACAAACCUCAGAGCUGAGAUGUUUUCAAAUCUGUCAAAUAGUUCGCUCCAAACAGAAACUUUUGAACAAAGUAACAGCAAUACAGGGGCAAAGGAUAUACCUGACCAAGAGACUCCUCAUACAUUAGCAAUGGGUUUGUUGACUGAACUCGCUGAGGAAAAUAGUCAGACAUUAGGGGAAAUUAACGAGAAUGGUUAUUGUCUUGAAGAGAAACUCCGAGAAACACAGAGCAAAUAUGAUGAGGCACUGAAAGAACUUUCCAGUCUGCGAGCACAGGUACAACAGGAUUUGUGUUGCAAGGAGGAACAUAUGCCUUUACCAAAUUUGGAAGAGUUGACUCAGACUUACGAGGAUGAGAUCGAAGAACUAAAGCAAAGGCUUAAAAGAGCUUUGGAAGAUGAAGAGAAGGCCAAUAACAACCUGACAGAAAUGGAAGAACUGCUGGAAAUAAAAGAUAAAAUCUUGGCUAAAUGUAUGUCUGUGGAAGAGUGUGAGGAAUUAAAAAAUUCUCAAAGCUUACUUUUGGAGAAUGUAAAUCAAGAGAAGGCACUAUUAAUUGAGAAAUAUGAGGAAGCACAAGAAGAAAUUAAAAAGCUACAAGCAAAACUGAACCAUCAGAUCUCUUCUCAAAGGGACAACUACUUGCAAGAGAUGGUGACAGCACUGAACAGAACAAUCAAUGAUCUGAAUACACAAGUAACUGAAAUCUCACAGCAGUACAAUGAUGCAAAAUGUGAAUUAAAACAACUGAAGAAUAAAAAGACUGAAGAGGCAUCUGAGCAUAUUAAUUCAAACUAUAUCCACAAAGAACAGCAUGAACAGCUAGUACAAGUUCUGAAUGAUUCUGUACAUGAAUUGAAGGAAAAGCUAUCAGAGAUGGAGGUGAAGGUUAAGGAAGCUGAGCAGGACAAUACUAUGUUGCAGAAAGAACUUGAGCUUCAAAUGCAGGCUUCUGUACCUCUCUCUGAACAUAACCAAAUUAAAACGACUCUUGAAAAUACGAUAAAAACUUUUAAUGGAAAAGUGCGCCAGAUGGAGCAAGGGCUUGAGCAGAAAGAAAUAGAGCUGAAUAUCUUGCAAGGAAAUUUGGCAACAAAAACAGCUGCUGUCCAAGAAGCAAUGGUUCCAAAAUCAGAGCAUGAGAAGUUAAAAGUUUCAUUAGAGGCUGAGUCCAAUCGAUUAACUGCUAAAAUAAAUGAUCUACUGAAAGAACAAGAAAAGGCAUCUGCUGAGGUUGCACAAGCUCGGAAAGACCACUUGCUAGCAAAGAGUGAGCGUGACACAGCUCAAGCUCAACUUGGGGCCAAGGAACAAGAAAUCAAAAGGCUUCGUGUUAGAAGCCAUGACAUGCAGCAAACUGUUGAAGAAUUGCAAAAACAGAUUAAAGAGUCCUUGAAGCUGGAAGAAGAUAAAGACAAAAAGAACAGUGAAUUGUCCAAGGAAGUGAGCAAACUAAAAGAGGCACUCAACAGUCUGUCUCAACUUUCUUAUACUGCAAGCACUGUCAAAAGACAAAACCAACAGCUUGAGACACUUCAGCAGCAAGUGAAGAAUUUGCAACACCAGUUAUCCGAUGCAAAUCAACGACAUCACGAGGUCGUGUCUGUGUAUAGAAUGCACCUUCUGUAUGCAGUUCAGGGUCAAAUGGAUGAAGAUGUUCAGAAGGCUCUGAAACAGAUUUUGACAAUGUGCAAAUCUCAGCCACAGACGAAAUAAUUUAUGUGUGUAUAUAAAACAUUACUCAGCCAACCUUUGUCUAAUGUUCAAUUGCCACUGCUGUUAAACUGAAUGAGUACGGGAUAAUUGACAGUUAAAACUGCAGAAAAAUGUUUACAGGAGCUUUUUUUGUUCUACCUACUAACGGUAUGUACAUUAUAUUAAAAUGUAUAAUCAGUUUGUUUGUAUCAAAAUUCCAAUAGCAAAAAUUCAUUGGAACAAGCUAGUUUGUAGAAUUGUUAUCAUAUUUGCUGAGAAAAUAUUUAGUUUGUUGAUCAUGCCAUUGGAACUGCAAGCUCUUGAAACCUGUGGUUAGGGAAUGGUAUGAAUCACCAGAAACACAAGUAUCUAACAUCAGAUACUUAACAAUACAAUUGUACAAUAAAUUAAUGACUGUUAUGGGUACACAGGAAACACUGAAUGUACCGGAGAAGCUAAUGCCAUCUUGACAUCACGGGCCAAAGGGCCUGUUUCCACACUGUAGGGAUUUUAUGUUUGACCUACAGAUGUAUACAAUGCAGCUGGGGGGGCAGCAGUGUGAACUGAAGAGAAAAAGUGCAAUUUGUGGAAAUUGGAAAAGUAUUGGGAUUGAAUACGGAGAGGCUAAGCAAGAGAAAAUUGCAAAGUACAAAUGAAGAGCAGUCAAGUGAACAUUUCUGUUGGGUUAAUUACAUUUUGUAUGUGACCUUUUGAUUAUUGCUGAAAGUCCUUAAAUUGGAUUAUUUCUGCUCCUGGCAUGUUGGUUUGUGGAAUCUUGCCAUUCCUUUCUGCAUAUUUGUCCUCUUUUGCACCAUGACAUGGUCCAAUCUCAAUUAUGAAUAUAAAUGCUACAUGCUUAUUCAAUAAUUUUACAAUCAUCACUCUACUCCUGUCAUCUCAACACAAUGUGCAGAAUUUCAGAUUUUUUUUACCUGAUGAGUAGGAUCAUUCCUUGCAGCAUUUAACACCUCGUUAGGCAUUUUCUGGUUCGAGGUGGCCUUUCCACGACUCCCUUGCAGAAUUCCCUCAAGAGUGCUGUCAGUAAAAUUCCAUUGGCACCCAGGGAAUGACUGCUAGACCCAAUCUCUUGAGGCAGUGUACUGGAGCAUGGGUGUGAACUCACGAAUAGGGGAAGGGAGAACCAGAGGUGAGGGCAUCGCUUUAAAAGCCAGGCAUAGAGAGAAUAUCUGCAAGGCAAAGACAAUGGAUUUUGAAAAGGAGAGCAGAAAUGGAAAUGGCACGAUGGCACAAUGCCACUCCAGUUGGCCUGAACAAGGUAAUCUACUGUGCACCUCCCACUUUCUCGAGCCCCUCCCAUUAGCCUGAGUGGGAAAUUCCACUUUAAGGUGCAAAUUGAGGCAAAAGGCAUGUUUCCCAUUUUAGGAUUCACCCGCAUCCUGUAAAAUUUCAGCCAGGUCAGGGGAUAACGGGGAGAUAAGACACCAGAUUUUUUUUUAAAUAGACCUCCCUGCCAGCUAACCUGUUAGCAGGAGUCCACAAAAUUCUGUCUGUAUGACUUUGGUUGACAUAAAUGAAACAUUUGCCAGCACUAGGUUUGCAAUUAGGAUAUGUUGCACCAUUAGAAACAAUAGAGUCAACUGAUGCUUCUCGUUCUCCAUGAACUAAGAGCAUUAGUAGUUUGCUCAUAAGGCUUAAAACAAAAUAGAUGAUGUGUUAAACUUCUUUCAAAUACUAUUAUAUGAAGUGUACAGCAUAAUUUUGAUGUACAAAGUUGCAACUAUCUAACAAUUCUCAUGCCAUUUGUGUCAAAAGUUAUAAAUUAAACAGCAACUAGUGAAACAUUUCUUAACUAUUGUCACAACCUCCUUCAUAUCAGAAAUUCUGUAGUUGAUAAACUAGUCAUAAUAGUAAACAUUUUUGCAGGUUCGUAAUCUUUAUCAGCAUAUAGAUCUGAAUAAAAACCUUUGAGCUACCUAAAGCAGAUAUGAGCAGAUAUACAUUGCCACAUUAUAUUCAUUCAUUAAAGUUUCACUGCUUGACACUUAGUGAAGAAUUAAAAUCACUCUGAUUUAAAAACCUGCUCGAACUUUACAUUUGAAGCUCCUUGUAAUGAGUAAUAUUAAACAAAAUAAAUUUAAAUAGUGCACGAUUUGCAUCUUAAAUAUAGGUUAUUUUGUCAUUUGACCUUUGAAGACAUAUUAUAAUUCCUUCUCUAGAUCAAAUUACAUAUACAUUGAACUAGAUUUAAAAGUCUGUGAAUAUUUAAAUAUUUGGAAGAUCCAUUCCUUUGUAUACAGUUUAAAAUUAGUUGGGAAAACAGAAUAAUAAUGUUUCAAUAUAAACCAAGGAGAGGCCCUACAUCUCAUUUAUAGUGCAUUGUUGUGGAAGGGUUGGGUGUGGGAGUGCAGUAUUCCCUAUUAUGAAUAAAAAGUUGAAUGCAA